This is a messenger RNA of Miscanthus lutarioriparius, 1512 nucleotides long. NCBI's taxonomy places the organism in Eukaryota, Viridiplantae, Streptophyta, Magnoliopsida, Poales, Poaceae. The record is from the annotation of a GenBank genome assembly.
AUGGAGGACAUAUCCAGCCCUCUAGACAUAGAUUGGGGCAGAGUUGACUACCCGAGUCCUACAUGUAAUAUAAUCAACCAGAACGACAAUCAGUGUGAUCAUCGAGUCAAGCCCCAAAGGAUAAUGAGGCAAUGGUUAGCUGAGGGGUUUGUAGAACCAGAAAAUUCAUUGGGUGAUACAGCUGACAAAUGUUUCGAGGAGCUCCUGGAUCGAAGCAUUGUCCAUCCCAUUGAGGUUAGCAAUAACAAGACAGUGAAGACAUGCAGAACAUAUGGCAUGAUGCAUGAGUACGUAAUGUUCAAAUCUCUCUCUGAAAACCUCAUUAUGUUGUGUGAUAAUGGCAAUUAUCAGAACUCUAAAAGUAAUGGGAAUUUCCAAACUACACAACAUCGUUGCCUUUCUCUUCAAGACAGCAGUAUAUCAGAUAGUAGCAGUUUGGACAGUGAUCUAUCUCUUGUCAGAACUCUGAUAGUCUUCGGGAAGGCAGGAUCUAUGUUGAAUUUUGACAGGUACCAACUGCUGAGAGUCUUGGAUCUUGAAGAAUGUACUGACUUGCAAAAUCAUCAUGUCAAAAAAGUAUGCAACCUACUGCUUCUUAAAUAUCUUAGCCUGGGGGGCGAUGUACAUGUAACCAGCCUUCCAAAGAAGAUAGAAAAUCUGAAACUUUUGGAGACACUUGAUCUAAGGAGAACGGCGAUAAACAUCCUGCCAAAGGAAGUUUUCCAGUUGCCCCAUUUAACUCAUCUUUUUGGAAAGUUUAAGCUUCCUGACAAAGCUAUACCUUCAGAACAAUGUAAGUUGCAGAUGGUUAAAGGAUUUAUUAUCGACGAACGCGUAGGAAGGCCAUACAAGAGUUCAUUCGUGAUGAGAAAGAUGCAAAAAGGACCGUCGUUCUCUGUCAAUCCAAUUCGACGCAUGCUCAGAAGACUUUUAAAAGGCUGGGAAGGUCAAUACUAUCUUAGGUCGUUGAAACUAAAUGGUAUGUUAGAGGAACUGCCCGGAUUUGUUACCAGACUGCGUGGUCUCAAGGAGUUGUGCCUUCAAUCAACUAAACUGAAGGCAGCUCUUCUCACAGCAUUGGGUACUCUUGAACACUUAAAGUACCUGAAGCUAAUCGCUGGCGAACUUGAUGAUUUUGUCCUCCAGCGCAAUGCAUUGCCAUCUCUUGUCUGCAUACGUUUUGUCCUGAAAAGUCCAACACUCCCAAAAAUGGAACAUGGUGCUAUGCCAAUACUCAAAUCGCUUCAGCUGCUCUGUGAUGGUCUAAAUGGACUUUCUGGUCUACAAAUUAAUUACUUCACACACCUGAGGGAAGUAAUUCUUGAUGCUGGAGUUGAGGUCAACAGUACUACAAUACAAAACUGGCAAGAUCGGCUGCGAAUCAUCCCAACAGACCAAAAGUUAUUUUGCUUAAUGCGCUUGAUUCAACUGAGGGUGCUUCUAUACAAGGUUCUGCAGAGUCAUGGGCAAAUAAAAAUGGAGCUGAAACCCAUAUGCUACCUAAUGGAUUGA